Dermacentor albipictus is the source of this 2332-nucleotide messenger RNA. RefSeq lists its product as uncharacterized. Lineage: Eukaryota; Metazoa; Arthropoda; Arachnida; Ixodida; Ixodidae. The record is from RefSeq and is a predicted model, not a curated record.
GUCACCUCAUUGCUCCAACGGCCGGAAACCAGCUCGCCGCAGAGCUCGGUAUGGCGCAACCUGAACUCGGAAACGAAGCUUCUCGAAAGCCUAACAACACCGAUGUAGGACCUUCUCCCUGUGGCCUGGCUGAAGUGAACGUCGCAAGGGGCCCCUUCUCGGGAAAUGUCGUCGACUUCAAGCUCCCCUGCACCGCGAAAGGAAACCAAACAUGCGAAUUAGUGAAACGCCUUUCUGCAUACAACGAGUUCUUGUGCCAAGUUGGCUUGGAACUCCGGUAUUCGCAAGAUUCACCGUGCGCUACAGGUCAUCUAUGCUUGUACACCUUUCCCGGUCCAUCUCCCGCCCUGAACGGCAAGACAAAUGGAAGUGCGAAGCAAGCCAUUUCGCUUAUGUAUUCUCUGCUCAGGACGCAUCAAUGCAUCUCCGCCGUCCGUGUGAGAGUGGGCCACUGGGAUACUUACACAGAUGCUUUGUGCGAUGCGCUGCAGGACAGCGAGUCUGUUCGGCAACUUAAUGUCGAGUCGGAAGUCCUGCCUCAAGAAUUGAGCGCCGUCAUCCCCACGAUGAGAAACCUGGAGGAAAUAGUGUACACAGUCAAGCAAGUGACAUCGGAAGCAGUGCUUAUGCUAUCCUCAAUCCUCAGCUCCACGUCGUUGACUACACUCAGGAUUCAUGAGGGCAUCAAAUGGCUGCUCUCGGAGUCGUGCUUCACCAUACUCAAGGCGAACUCUACUCUCAAGGAGCUCUCCCUGUGUUGCAGCCUCUCAGAGAUGUUUCCACACGUGGCGCUGGCAGACGAUCCCGGACAAGAAGCAUUCGAAGAUUACCUUAAAAGUACCAGAACGCUAACUACGCUUACCUUUACGGCAAACAGAGCGGAGGGACAGAACUACCUUAAUUUCUUGCUGCGAGGUCUUCUGCAGAACAAGACGUUGACAAACGUAACUCUGGGUUGUUUUCGAUUCUGCCAAGAAAGCGUACUGCUGGCAUCGGAGGUUAUCUCUGAAAAUCGAGUUCUCCGCACCUUCUGCAUAACCGGCACUUCAGUGUUUCCACUGGACAUAAGCAGUGAUAUUCAUGAUUAUUGGCGCACGGCAAUGACAAAAAACGAAACUCUGGAAGAACUUACUCUGCCCCUGCUUGCGUGGUCGCCUGAGAUCUGGGAGGGCAUCUUCGACAUACUAGUAACAAAAGAGCGGAUGAAAACCCUGACCAUUGAAGAUGUCGAGUUGUCGGACCUCAAUGCCUUGGAGAGCAUCUGUAGUGCCACAAGAGAAAUAGGAGUGGAACAGAAGGUGACAGUUCGCCAAGUCAGCGAAAAUAAUUCACGAGUAGACUUCCCGACUGCCACUUAUACCGCUCUCCCAAUCUACAUCUUGUUUAAUGAUGCCGUUUUCGUAGACUUGCCUUCUGUCGAUUUUGUCGCAACGCUUUCCGUACUGAUCGUGAACCGCGACCCACGAAUCGCUUCGGCCUUAGCAAACUACAUCGAGUCAGCAUCGCUGUUGAAGUCUUUGCGGCUUCAUGUGGCGUAUAAUGGUAACCACGAAACUAACGCCGAAAACAGUUCCUGGUGGUCAAUCGUCUUACAGUCAUUGUCGCGAAAUGCAAGCAUAAAAGAAGUAAGCAUUAACUGCGGCGAAAACCUGGAUGACCAGUAUUUGGAAGAUCUCGCCGACACUGUAAUCUCAAGCGGACACAUCACACGCGUCAUAAUUUGGAACCACUCGACCGCUUUCACACGACGGUUAUCGGUUUAUGCCAAGCGAAAUUACACUUUGCUCAGUGUCGUCCUAUGCGACCGCUCUUGUACGCAAGCCGAUGACUGCUGGUUCAAAGUAAGGGACGCCGCACGCCGAAAUGGUGACCUGAUAACCCGUGCUGCUCUUUUCGCCAAAGGCUUUCGGUGUGACAGGUGCGUCUGCCCCUCCGUCAGCGCCUUCAAAUAUCACGCCGCUGGCCUGGAGCAAGUCUGUGCGUAUCCGAUGCUGCGGGAGGAGCUGACUCGGCUUCUGUCCGUCGGGGAGACCGAUGGGGUUUCGAUGAUCAGAAGGCGGCUGAGGAGCAUCCAAAGCAUCCACGACUUCAUGAGAGUUGCGGGAGUGGUGAAGGAACGAGUGGCUUGCUAUCCUCGUGAAGACGGGUGCCCGCAGCUCGACGUACUGCCCGAGCUGUGCUGGAGACACGUCAGGCGCUACCUUAGCCUCGACGAUAUUUGCGACUCUCGGGAGUCAACGAAAAAUUAUCCCUAUCUCUGAGAGGCUCAACAGACUGAGCCAAGAAAGAAGUAUUUAUACAACGAAUAUUAAACGCGCCAGUUCUUCACCUU